Molecule: messenger RNA, 1668 nt
Organism: Paramacrobiotus metropolitanus
Lineage: Eukaryota; Metazoa; Tardigrada; Eutardigrada; Parachela; Macrobiotidae
Product: translocation protein SEC62-like
Biological process (GO): post-translational protein targeting to membrane, translocation
Cellular component (GO): endoplasmic reticulum membrane; endoplasmic reticulum
Source: RefSeq, a predicted model, not a curated record
UUCAACUUAGAAGCCACGUCAAAGAUGGAAUUAUAUUAUUAAAGUGGAAAACAAUGGAACUAUUCUGAUUAUUUUGGCUGUUAUCUUUUUGUUGAAAACGCGUUUUGCGCAUUCGUUUAGGUUCAUGUCAAAACCUGCAUUAUUAGAGAUUUCGAAGUUUUUAUCGUCUUGAGGUGCUGCGAAGUGCGAAAGCAGCGGAAAGCUCGAAUUUUGGCGACGUUGCUGUCUUUGCAUCGAACCAGUUCGAACAGCUUGAAGAGAUCUCCGCAGAACUUUGCUUUCUUAGAGUUUCUUUUAUCAGCGACCACGCUUUCUAGCGGCUUAUUUUUGUAAGUAUUUUUGAAAGAGGGAAAUUAGCACUAUGUCGGAAUCUCGCAAGCGGAAGAAUCGCGGACAGCAGGAAGCAGCCGAAGGACCUACGAAACAAGAUUACGCGAUUGCGAAGUAUUUGCGCGACAAAUGUCCGAAAAAGCAGACUCUGUUUGUCAAUCAAAAAGUUUAUUACUUCACGGGUUCGAAAGCAGUAGACGUCUUACUGGAGUCAAAAUGGGCCAAAGGAACGAAGAAGGAAAAUCCGAUUUUCACCACUCGGGAUCAGUGUGUGGAUUAUAUGAACAGGCUUCGAGAUCUGGAGUUCAUAACUCGAGCGGCAAAAAUUGUUGUGAAGAAGGUGGAAAGUAAGAAAGAAAAGGAUGCCGCGAAAGAGAAGAAAAAGAAGGAGAAGUCUUCCAAAGAGGAAAAAGCUGAUAGUGCUGCUGAAGAUAAAAUGUCCGGUAAACGAAAAAAUGGAAAAGAUAAGGAAAACGAAAAGGAUAAGGCAGAGAAAUCGGAUGAGGGAGGUCAGGGUGAGCCUGACUCUCCCAAGGGUGAUGGAAAAGAUGCUAAAAAGAAGAAAAAAAUCCGUUUGGAGCUGCAUUCUCAACAGGUGUUCCUGGACAGUGAGGAUGCCUAUGUAUGGGUGUACGAGCCCACAUCGAUUUUGAACGUCGUGAUGGGGGUCGGUCUGGUGUUUGGCGCUAUCGGGAUUUGUUUGUUUCCGUUGUGGCCUCCGAUUGUCCGACAGGGUGUAUAUUACCUCAGUCUUCUUGCCGUGGGUUUGAUCGGUUUACUGAUCACUGUGUCAUUAUUGCGGUACGUGGUGUUUGCCAUUGUUUGGGGCGUCACAAUGGGCAGAGUGCACUUUUGGUAUCUACCCAAUCUUACGGAGGACUGCGGAUUCUUUGAAUCUUUUGUCCCUCUGUAUUCGUGUACGAAACCAAGUCAGGAAGACAAGAAUAAGUCGAAAAAAGAUAAGAAAUCAGGGAAAUCAAAAGAAAAAGAUAGCGACAAAGAAGACCAGGAAGAUGUUCAAGAUGAUGACAACGACGACGAAGCCGCCCCAGAACCUGUUCCAGCUGACAGUAAACAGCAGGGGAGUGAUAAAGAGUCAUAAUGGCAAUCAUCGUUUGAAGGGAUUUUUUAUUUGCACGAUGUGGUUGCUUUUCGAAUCUUGAGCAGAAUCCGGGAGGGAAUUUUUCGAAAGCAUGAUUCCAUGCAGCAGUACUGCAGCACUCACGAUUUUUGUCCGUUAUAAUUUAUUUCUUUCGAUUUUUAUGCUUCGUGCAUGGUUUGCAGCAGUGGACAUUUCUUUUUCGAGUUUAAAAACCAAUAAAACCAGGCUCUGUGUUG